Messenger RNA from Telopea speciosissima, 686 nucleotides. RefSeq names its product polygalacturonase-1 non-catalytic subunit beta-like. NCBI's taxonomy places the organism in Eukaryota, Viridiplantae, Streptophyta, Magnoliopsida, Proteales, Proteaceae. The transcript has a single exon. The record is from RefSeq and is a predicted model, not a curated record. The coding region runs from base 48 to 677 and encodes 209 amino acids.
CAUUGUUGGUUGCCAGACAAGGGGGAUUACCAUAUUUUCGGGAGUCAAUGGUGAAAGAGGGAGGUUUCAUACCUAUCCCUGAUCUAAGAGACCCAUUGUCAUAUAAAUCAUUCUUGUCGCGAUCUUUGGCAUCAAAAAUCCCAUUUUCCUUUCCCCGGAUUAAGGAAUUGAAGAAUCUUUUUGGUGUGGUGGAUGAAUCAAUCAUGGAUGAGUAUAUUCAAGACACCCUCAAGGUAUGUAAGAAGAAUCCCAUUCGAGGUGAGCAAAGCACCUGUGCAACUUCCGCCGAGGAUCUCAUUGAUUUUGUUGUCGAGAAAUUAGGGAACCGUGUACGUGCAUGGAGUACUGAGAGCGUCGAAGGAUCUUAUGAGAAUGUCUCAAUUGGAGCUGUGAAACUCAUCCAUGGAAACCAUUCCAAACCACCAACCUUGUGUCAUAGUCAGCCAUUUCCAUUUCAAGUCUAUUAUUGCCAUAUUUUACCGAAAGUAAAAGUAUAUGCAAUUGAUAUACAUGCUGAGAAGAAAGUGAAUAAUGCAAUCAUGGCAUGUCACUAUGACACAUCAACUUGGAAUCCAAACCAUCUUGCUUUUAAGCUUUUGGGUUUUGGCCCAGGCCUAAUUGAAGUCUGUCAUUGGAUAAAUGAGAAUGGAGUCAUCUGGACAACGACUCAAGGUUGAGCAACAUUU